AUGGAUUCUUCAUCGGAAUCAGAUCUCCCUUGGUUUCUCAAGUCAUCAGCCCCCGUUCUCUUCCCCUUCGACGAUGCCCUGAGACUGCCACAGGCUGAGUUUGAAGAAUGUAUUCGUCAGAUGAUCACGGGUCGUCACAAUGAAUCAUUCGGAAGAGAAGUCCGUGAGGAACAUUUCGCUGCUAUGGCUGAGGCUGCUGAGUCCGAGACCUUCACUCUAGUCUCCAACUCGACCUCUGCCGAAAUCCGUCAGGCUUUGAAUGCCGCGAAACUCUCGAAUCAUGCAUCCCAAGACACUGAAACUAUGGGAAGGUCUUCUCCUACCCAGGAGAUGGAGGUGGAAGAAGCCCAGCCUGUCCAGUCCAAUCCUUUCAUGGAGGGUCUUAUCAACUACGACAACGAGAAGCCAGCUCGGGACCUGGAGAACAUGAUGUACACAGAGAACGGCGAUCUCGCUUAUCGAUCUAGCCAGGACGCCCUCGUUGAUCUCUUCCAGGAACUCGAAGAAGUCGUCUCUGGUCCUCGCCUGAAGGAUCUCCUUACCCGAGCCUGGGAAGAGAACCCCCUUGCUACUCUCAGAAUCAUCUUCAACUCGCGCUCCAUCCACUUGGGCAAGAGCUCGCGCACGGUGUUUUAUCGCUGUGCCGGAUGGUUGGCGCAGAAUCAUCCCUUGACCCUCGUCGCCAACCUUCGUUGGCUCAGCCGCCCGGUCAUCAACAAGAAGGCCGAGAAGAAGGAAGACGAUGACCUUGUUCUCGUUGAAGAAGAGAACGAUGACGACUCGACCAAGUUCGACGUGAAGAAUGGAGUGGCCCAUGGCUAUUGGAAGGAUUUGCUCAAUAUCCUUGCCAUUGCGGCCAACGACAAGCUUACUGUGAUUGAUGACCCUAAGGAGGUCCUCAACACCGAGAACCCUGGAAUCCUCCGAGGCAAGAGCACCAAGAAGCCUCGCCAUCGCGACGGCCGCAGACUCCACGGACAUCAUCAUGGCGGUAUGAUAGGUGGAAGAGGGCGCGGUCGCGGUCGUGGCCGAGGCCGGGGCCAAGGAUCUCACUCAACUCGACAGGAGAUGAGUGAGCUGAACCACAAGGUCGACCCCAAGGAACUCAGACGAGAGACCAGAGAGAACCGCCAUGAGACCGCACGGGUUCUCUUUGAGACGGACCCGGUAUACCGCGCCCUACACAUGAACAUUGCCAGACUGUUCGCAGAACAGCUUAAGAAAGACAUCCAAGCUCUCACUGGAGACAACAAUGCCAAGCGCUCUAUCUCUCUGUGCGGCAAGUGGGCUCCUUCUUCCGAUCACUUUCACGACAGACACACCUUUAUCGUCACCACCAUCGCUGAGAUUCUAUACCCCCGAGCCACCAUCAACCACCCGAUGCUGAGCCCGAGAGACGACCACGAGAAGUAUCUCCGAUUCGCCCGUGAGCAAUACCGAAAGGAUACAUCUGCCCUGCGAAAGCAGCUCGAGAUCGUCGAGCGAGAUAUUACUCUCAAGAAGUACGAAAACAUCAAGUACGACCGAGUCCCCUCCCUUGCGAUGAACCAAUACUCUAAGCUGUUCAUCGAAAACGAUGCGGAGCGUUUCAGUAAAUAUCUCGAUAAGGUUGCCGAAGGAAAGGCAAAUAUCUCUGGGGCUACGCUUCUCCCCUCUACGCUGAUCCAAAAGGUUCGAACCGGCGGCUCGGCUGUCCGAUCAGGCACAAAGUCGCUUCUUGAUCAGAAGGUCGCUGAGAUCGAGUCCAAAGUCCUCGACGGGUAG
This is a messenger RNA of Fusarium verticillioides 7600, 1764 nucleotides long. RefSeq lists its product as hypothetical. NCBI's taxonomy places the organism in Eukaryota, Fungi, Ascomycota, Sordariomycetes, Hypocreales, Nectriaceae. The transcript has a single exon. Bases 1 to 1764 code for a protein of 587 amino acids. The record is from RefSeq and is a predicted model, not a curated record.